GCGCUUUACUUGGGAGUGCAGUAGGGGCCAACCAACUCACCCGAGCAAUGCCGAUCGCGGAAGCGACCGUGUCCCCGAGCUGCUCACGCAAAAGGCCUUUGUUGGACCAUGACCAGAACAGGUGGAAAAGCUGCAGCAGCACCUUCCAACGUGUUCUUGGCCUUGCCAUCAAAGGGCUUCUUCUCACCGCGCAGCGGGUCUUCGACGUGCUUGCCGUUUUGAUCCAUAUCCUGUACAUUUCGGACACAUGGGGGGCUGUGGUGAGGAACGGCCACUUUUGGCUCAUGGUCUUUGGAGUCUUGGCGUCCACCUUCCUCUCAGCACUGACCUUGAGUCGACACCGCUCGGCCUUUCGAAAGAACCGUCCGUAUGGAUGGUGCGUGGCGCUGGUGGUGUCGGCCCUCCAACUAGCUCCACUGGUCGAGAUGGUGGACAAGCUGGGAGAUGGAGUUUGUUGGGGUCUUCGUGAGGAGGAAACCAGUCCGCUGCAAUCGGUCCUCAGCAGCUCCAAUCAUGGACGACAAGCACAGGAAAUGAAGGGCAGCCGCUACGGUGAGAACCUGAUGCGUGGCUUACGCAAACUCUCGAUUGCAAGCUUGCCUUUGAUUUUUUUGUCUGCAAUUGUGCAUUCCGCUUGGCUCCUGGAGGAGAGUCAAGAUGGCAGGUGUGGCCAGCCCUGCGUCACAGAAGUUGCUGCUUUGACCAUUGGUAUCAUUUGCUUGUCUAUGGCCUGCGCGGACGUUGUGCUGUAUGUUUGGGUGGACGAUGCCUUUGUGCGUCACCACAAGAAGCUAGUACAGGUGCACUACUUUGUGGAGAUUUUGACCAGGCUUCCGCUUUUAUGCUUGUUGUUGAACAUGGAGUCCGUGGGUUACAUUGCCUUGCUCUCCCUUCUCGCUUGCGAUUUGUCGGCCAGUGUGCUGCUUUUGCUCAUGCCAACGCUCUUGGGCUGGCGCCGGCGAAUGUCCUGCAGACAUGCAUCGAGCCAGGUGGCUAGCGCUGUGAUCAUGUCGGAGAUCUUGUUCUUUGUGAACAUCACAAUGUUUGAUCCACGAGAGGCCUUCCAGGUGAUCAACAUGGGAUUUUACAUCGUGAAGUAUCUGGAAGCGUUCAUUGUGUGUCGAAUCUUGCCCUGGAGCAUCCGGAGCGGCGAGUUCCGAACCACCUUCCAGGAAGUACAAUUGGCGGCAGUGGUUCUCAACGCCUUCCUUGUAUGGGUUGUGGUACCUAAGCUUCGGAGCAUGCAGGAUGCUGCAAUGUCCCAUGCGCGGCAGGACAUGCCACGGCUCUCGGAGCUGGUGCCCCGCGACGAGCGCGACGCUCAUCCUUCGGCCUCGCGGAGCCAAUUCUUCGGCUUGCCGGAGACCAUCGCCCUGGAGUUGAGCACCGUUGGAAGCCCUCAGCACGUGGUGCGGGAGAACCGUGUGGAAAGUGCACGUUUGGAGCUUCUGGGGGACAUGCUGGAGGGUCUGUGUCUGACGAGUGAAGCACAAAGUGAUCGCAAUCGUCCAGCUGUGGCCCGGAGCACGGUGGCCGAUGUCCUUUGGUCAUUGGUUCUACCCUGGAGUGGCGAAUAUGUGGAGUCUACAUCGGGUGGACGCAUCUGGCUGGAGAUCUUGGAUCCGGAACGGGGUGCCAUACUCAUCCGUCGCGAGAGAUCCAGCUCCGAUCCAGAUCCCUCCGUCGGCAGAUGGGUGGAAUCCCUCGGCGUGGUGUUCCAGGGCACGGCCAUUGAAGCAGUGCUCGAUGUGGCAGAAGGCCGUGUGCUUGGAACCCACACAGGCGAAGAGAUCCGAUUUGCGGAUGCCAAUGGGACCAUUUGGAGACGAGGAAUUGUCGAGGGCAGCUCGGGCAGCUCGGGCUCGAGCAGUUCAAGUAGUUCAAGUAGCUCGGGUGCCAGAGAGCAAGAAAGUGCUGCCAGGGAAGUUCUGCGGCUUGUGCUCACACAAGUGCUCCUCUCAUUGCGCUGGGAGCCUACCUUUUUGGGCUUGGGUGUCGUCGGUGCAGGCAAAGCCAAGGCUGGGGAUUUGGUGGCAAUAGAUGCUGCACGACGACCCUUGCUGAGUUUUCUCCUUCGCUACGCUAUUGGAACGCAUGACCUCAGCUUUAUUUCAGAGAUCUACUGGUCUUUGUGGUGCUUGUCCCAGGACUACCUUGACCCAAACCGUGCAGCUUAUGACAAAGCGCGUUGGGUGUUGAUCAAUGCUUUGGAGGGAAAUAUUGAGUUCUGGGACAGCAUUCGUGGCGUUCAGCUCGAUCAAUGGGCGAUUCAAAACAAGUCUGGGAAGUCGAAUCCGGAAGCGGAUGCCGACAAAGCCUUCAGAGAUAAAGCUCUUGGCUUGAUUGCUCAACAGGCAGCUUUGUGGCAGCAAACGAUGCAACUGGCUGCCCUUGGCAGGGAAACUGCUGGUGACACAGCUGAAAAGACCAGAGCUAUUCGCCAUCGCUUGCAUGAAAUGAAGCAGCGCGAGGAUCAGGCCACAGACCCAGAGGAGAGGUACUUGGUGUAUUUGGAGGAUAGCUACCUACUGGAGCGCUUGGAGGUCGACGCGAGCUUGUUAGCCGCAACGCAAGCAGCAAGUUUAGUGAGACAGCCCCGCGACUUUCUCUCUACGCCUGUUGAUCCCAGCGUGCCCUUCCUUGGGGUCAACAUUGGCCACUGCGAAAUCUUGAAAUCCAAUGCGGCACCGCUGUUGCUGGGCUGUUUGCAGGAACCCGACUCUGGCUGUGGUCUGGACUUGGAAGCCGGUGACGGAAUGCGACGAACGGUCAGUGAGACUCAGGUGGACCGCUACAUGGUGAAGGUGGGUGAUGACUUACGACAGGAUCAGCUGGUUCUUCAAAUGCUCCACCUGAUGGAGUUGGUCUGGCAGGAACGUCUACCGAAAGAAGAGAACGACAUGCUGCGCUUCGUGCCAUACAGAGUUCUGGCCAUGACCCCAUCAGGUGGCUACAUCAAGUUUGUACCUGGCGCAGUGUCUUUGUCCAAAGCUCUGGCCCAAAGCAACGGGGAUUUGAUGUCAUGGUUCUCUUCAAACCUUCCCGAGCACAUGACAAAAGACCAGGUUCUGAACAACUUGUGUGGAAGUGCUGCAGCCUACUGCGUGGCCACCUACGUGCUUGGGAUUGGAGAUCGCCACCUGGACAACCUGCAAAUUACGCCUGAGGGGCAUUUCUUCCACAUCGACUUCGGCUUCAUCUUCGGAGAAGACCCAAAGCCCUUUGCGCCCCGGCUACGGUUGCCACAGCAGAUUGCCAGCGUGCUCAUGAAGGAGGCUGACCAUGGGACGUCUGGUGGUACUUUGUUGGACCGAUGUUUUCAUCUGGCUGGCCGCGCCUACAUCGCACUACGCCGAUCCAUGACCUUGUGGGUGUCCCUUUUGCGGGUCACUGGGCGGGCUGGUGGUGCUGGCUGCGCUUGCCUUCGACAAGAUGCCAAUGCAGCUGUUGUCGUGGUAACAGACCGUCUCCGCAGCGAUCUCGGCGGCUAUGAGGAGGAAAAAGCAGCAACGGAGUUCCUUUUGGUGCCAUUGGCUGCAUGGUACGGAAAGCUGACGAAAGCUGCGUGAGCACGUAGCAGAGCGUUCGUGUACGAGAGCGUCCAUGUGCACGUAGCAGACCGUUUGUUGUUUUGCAUGGCAUGGUGUUUGAUUCGGUGGGCUACGAAGACAGGUGUUGACGGAGAGCACGGAGGCGUUGUACCCGGCACCUUGGACUGCAGCCGAGACAACAAGGCGAUGAGAGACACUUCUUCCGCCACUCGAACUCGCUUGCCAACUGAGUGAUAGGCUUUGUUCAUUUGCUUGAGCUCGGCUACACUAGGGGAACAGACGCCACUGCUGACCAUCUGGAGUUGAGGUUCUUACUGACAAGGUGCACCAGCUGGGUCUCUUCUGGAAGUGAUAACCCCUGCACAGCUCCGGACUCUGAUGCCAGAGCUUUUUUGGACUCUUUUUGCUGAGAAUUCCAUGCACAGCAGGCAGUGCCCGUACAAUUCGCUUGGCACUGACUGCGAGGUGUGCUUGCAUGUGUUAUUUGCAGUGUUGUAGCGCGGCCUGAGGGUACAGUGUGACCCAGGAAAAGAUGCCGAUGGCUGACCACUCAG
Molecule: messenger RNA, 4105 nt
Organism: Durusdinium trenchii
Lineage: Eukaryota; Dinophyceae; Suessiales; Symbiodiniaceae
Source: the annotation of a GenBank genome assembly